AUGAUGAUGAAGCUGCCGUCGGCUGGAGGGCGGAGCCCGCUGUUCGCCCUCGCCGUGAGCUCUGGUGUGGUGCUUGUCUUCAUCUUUGGAUUCAUGGCUUGGCAAAGACCAUCUCGAAUACCCUUCCCGCAUAGCGCUGGUUCGACACAUUCAGUCAUAACUUCUACGGGCGAAAGAGUCGACAUUUCCAUCAACGAGAUCAUUCGGUUACUCUACGACGGUCUGAAGGCUGCGCCGACUGAGCCUUUCAUUCGCGAACCCAAUGGUAGCCACAUUGAGCUUCCUUCGAGGCCGCGCUACAAGAAGAAGAUGGGCAGCGACAUCUUGAUCCUGGACUUGGAGACGAGACCGCUGCAGUCGACUGAAGAUUUCAAGAAGGGCGAAUACGAUUGGCGCAAUAUCAACCACGUCUCUGGUGGCGUCUUCAACCACUACACGUACGCGCUCAUUCACGGCUACGACUACAAGUUCAUCCACGCGCACGAAUUUGAAGACCGCCACGCGACCUGGAUCAAACCCUCUGCGCUUGCGAACCAUAUCAAAGACUACAAGUUCAUCGUCUUUUUGGACGCUGAUGCUGCUUUCCGCUUCCUGCAUGUACCCAUUGAAUGGAUGCUCAACUACUGGGACAUCAAGCCGCAGCAUUCUUUUGUCAUGGCCAAAGACCCAUGGGACCCGAAAGAACCUCAAUACAACUCGGAUCGAUUCAAUCGCACAUACACCAACACUGGCUUCAUGAUUGUUCAGAACAACGAAAAUACUAUGCCCAUGCUGAAAGCGUGGCACGAGUGCCCCGAGGAUACGAGGUACGCCAAUUGCUCCCAGUGGAAGCAGCCCAAGUUCCACGAGCAAUCCGCAUUCGGCGAGUAUAUUCGUUACGAUUACGACAAAUAUAUCAAGGAGCUUGACUGUGGCGAGGCGAAUGGCUUCCCUGGUGUCGAGAUCAGCAACUGCCAGGGCAAGUUUGUGCGACAUUACUGGUUCGAAAAGCACAACGUCAAAACAGAUUUCCGCGAGAACAUCAUGAACGCCAUUACGCUACCAAUUCAGAAAAUCUUCGCAGAAAACAAGGGCGGUGUUAUUAUUGAGCAAAAGCAAAACGCCAUUCAUGCAUGA
Molecule: messenger RNA, 1116 nt
Organism: Cucurbitaria berberidis CBS 394.84
Lineage: Eukaryota; Fungi; Ascomycota; Dothideomycetes; Pleosporales; Cucurbitariaceae
Exons: 2
Coding region: 1-1116 (371 amino acids)
Biological process (GO): protein N-linked glycosylation
Cellular component (GO): Golgi membrane
Molecular function (GO): glycosyltransferase activity
Source: RefSeq, a predicted model, not a curated record